This is a messenger RNA of Ochlerotatus camptorhynchus, 1504 nucleotides long. RefSeq lists its product as uncharacterized. The coding region runs from base 13 to 963 and encodes 316 amino acids. The transcript has 2 exons. Lineage: Eukaryota; Metazoa; Arthropoda; Insecta; Diptera; Culicidae. The record is from RefSeq and is a predicted model, not a curated record.
ACGCAGCGAGCAAUGGACGCAGUUGAACGAAAACUUAUCGUAGAAUUUAUGGCCUCGAACGCCAUCCUUCUGGUGCAUGCAAUAUUGAAGACGUUCGCUCAUCGUCUGGUAACGACAGGCAACAAAUACGGACUGGUCCUUUCGAACAACAGUAUCUUCACCGCUGCUACGAGACAGCAGGUAUUUGAGUUCCUCGCGAAUGUCAUUAAAUUGUCAGAAAACAGAAAUGUCCACGCCACAGAUGGAGACCAGUUGCUGGACAUUCGCACUGAACCGCUGCAGAAGCUGGUCGAAGAAAUGGAAGCACUGAACCUGGCGGUCAUUCCUCUGGUCUUGGUCUCGUUGGAAGCAGACCGACGGUACUGCCUGAAGGAGUCGAUUGUGGUGAAAGUGAUUACUAGAGCCGGGGAUAUCAGCUAUAUGGAUUUGGCAGGACGGUCUUAUCUCAAACUGGAACAAUUUUUGCAGCUGACUGCGCUUCCUUUCGGCAUUCUGUGCUAUUUGGAGGCAGACUGCGUCUUGGAUGUAGAUAACCAAAGAUAUGCUAUGAAGUGCAAGAUGGUAGGAAGGCAGCUAGUUUUCCAGAGCGUAGCGGACGGGCUAUUGAGUUCAUUCAACGUCGUUGGGAGCUUGGGACUGAUGGUCGCAUCCAGUAAAUGGGUGACGCCGAUUGGACUGUUGACUGUUGGAUCCAGCAUUUAUCUGAUGACGAGAGGAGUGAUGGGAUUUUUCGAAGUCCAGCGUCAUGGAGGAUUGCGAUCGCAAAGAAGCACAUUCUUCAACAUACUGCUAACGGUUCUGAACUUUGCAUCGGUCUUGUUUGUUAGCCUUCCCUACAGCAUCGGGACUAUGGUUCAGUUGAACGGCCCAUCGAAGGCGUUGUUGAGUUUUUGUGCCGGUAUGGAUCUUUUGUGGUUGUUGGCAAAGCCACCACUGCAUACUUACGGUUGGAUAGAUGUGUGAUGAUUAAGUAUAUUUGCUUCAUGUCAAAAAAUAAAACCUCUACUAGUAAACAAUAUCUAUAUAGGCAGGCUUGCUGAAACUCCUCAAACUCACUAGAGGUUUUAAAACACUCUUGUCCUGGGAGUUUAGCCAGCCCUCACCUCGAGUGAGUGGCGGCAGGAAUAUGGAAGUAGUAAACAAAAACUCCUCGAGAGAGAGGGAGAGUGAACUUCAGUGAGAGGAUGAUUUGACGUGAGGUGCGCUUUUCGAGACUCCGGAUGACUUUUUUGUUCGACGCAAGAAGCUCAGAGUUCACCCAGAGUGUGAUAGAAAACAUGAACAUGAAUGGCAGCAAACCUCACUCUCAUUUUAUCCCCCUUCGCUCAUAAUCUCUGAAGCUCAGUGGAAUGAAUUGGCAGUAGGCAUUCUACUCCUCAGAAAAAUGCUACGCUCGGGUCAUUUCAAACUCGCGAUCGAGGUUCCAUCAAGCCUGUAUAUAGGGGGAAAAUCUACUUCUGUCUAAACGCCCAUUUCCGGCCUAUCGAGCAGAAAACAUCAAAUG